Messenger RNA from Ustilaginoidea virens, 3126 nucleotides. RefSeq lists its product as uncharacterized. The coding region runs from base 1 to 3126 and encodes 1041 amino acids. The transcript is spliced from 12 exons. The record is from RefSeq and is a predicted model, not a curated record. NCBI's taxonomy places the organism in Eukaryota, Fungi, Ascomycota, Sordariomycetes, Hypocreales, Clavicipitaceae. Gene Ontology annotation, molecular function: ATP binding; ATP-dependent chromatin remodeler activity.
AUGUCAAGCGAGGAGACCCAAAUAAAGGUGGAGGUGGGCGACGUUACAGUUGCGCAAAGCAAAUCUGAGCCUUCUGUGGUCGAGCAGCCAUUGAACCGUUCCGAAGCCAUGUCAAUCUCGGGUCCAAAGCUGAUGGAAAAUGACACUUUCAAGACUGAAAAUGUCACGUUGUCGUCUCUUUCGUUCCGCACUAUCAAAGUUGAGGAUGGGUACGGCUCAUCGGAAAUGUCACACGCCAUUGCCACCCUGCAUGCAGACAGAGUCCAGGCCACUGCAACGUUGAAGUCUGAGGUGAAAAGGGACCCCUAUAACCCUGAUCACUCAAACAUCGGAAAUUCGGCUACUCUUCCAACGCCCGACGAUGCGAAACCCGAUACCCUGGUUAAGAAUGAAGCAGACCCUACCGACACAGAGAGUGACUCAGAGGCAGACAACGAAAGAGAUGAUGACACCUAUUUACCGGAAAACGCCGAUGACUCCGAAGAAGUACCUGAUGGCAAGAUCAAGAGACAGAGACGUCAGCAGGCAAAGGACGUUCGGGAGUUUGUGGCCAGGCUUCAUGAGAAAGAGGAUGAAAGGCAGGCCAAGUCGGCCCAACGAAACGGAAAGCGAGAGUCGGGACAUCUUCACGAAAGGUCCCCUAAGCGUGCCAAGACUAUCGGCACAGGUAUAGUCUCGAAGCUUCAAGGAAGCCUACUAGAUGAGCACCAGCAUUCAGAAUCCUUGGCUCCAGUUAUGCCAGAAUUUACGGCUCGUACUCAAAAGGAGCAAUACCAAAAAUUGUGCAAUAGUAUCCCAGAAGGUUCAGAUCUUAGGAGAGCAAAAUCUCAAAAGACUGAUCUCAAGGGCGCGAUGAGGCUCUUUAGAUUUAAAAAAAUCAAGGUGGUCAACGAAGCAUACAAGCUGGACGGGAUGAGAUCAGCCCUUCAAAGCUUCCAGCUCACUGCUAGUGCUUGGAUGAUCAAGCGAGAGCUAGGUCGCAACAACCCGUUCGGGGGCAUACUGGCAGAUGACAUGGGCAUGGGGAAAACUGUCAUGAGUCUCGCUUGUAUCAUUGGGAAUCCCCCAAUCGACAUCGACCUCGAAAAGUUCUCCAGAAGCACUCUUGUCAUUACGCCAAACAUUACAGUGGCGGAUCAGUGGUUAAAAGAGGUGGGCACCCACCUCGAAAAAUCCUUCAGCGACACGACGGUAGUAUUUGACCCCAAGAGGCACAGUCAUUCGAAGGAAUUAGCGGAGCGCCCCAUUGUGAUAACUACAAUCUCCGAGAUAAAGAAACAGCAUAGAGACAUGGAGGAUUGCGAUGACGAUCCGAAUGGAUUGCUCAAAUUCGACUCGAGCAAAGGGUUACUGUUCCGCAUCCGCUGGUACCGCAUUAUUCUUGAUGAAGCCCAUGUCAUAAAAAACACCGCCAGCAAAGGCAAAAUAGCCUGUUGUGCGUUGGAAGCAAAGCAUUGCUGGGCUCUGAGUGGGACACCACUCUCCAAUAGAACCCCAGAGCUUCUUUCGUAUUUGACUUUUAUCGGAUGCGAUGUCGACGAGAGUUGGAGCAUGUUUAAGCAAAACUACAUGUCCCAGAACAAGGCAAAUGGAAAAUUGGAAGCACUUAUAUCCAUGGUGAUGUAUCGGAGAACCAAGAACGAUUCGUUCCUAGGUCACCGGAUAGUCAACCUUGAACGUCAGGAAAGACAUACCAUCACGAUUCCCUUGUCGGACGAGGAGAAUAUUUUCUACGAUUUCGUCAGCAAAGCCGUCGCCGCAUUCAAGAGUGGCGGGUCAGGCUCAGGGCCUAGUCAAGACUCAGAGGAAGCAGCGGAAACGACGGGAUGUGUUCCGAAUGAGGAGAAACGGGGAACCAAUUCCAUUGUCAGACACCAUCUGCAAUAUCUCCGCAUGGCACCUUCUCACCCAUAUAACCUCGAGAGACUCUUACGCAACAGCAGCGUCACAGGCCAGGAUGUUCAAGCGUUAAGAAAUCAUCUAUCCCAGAGUGAAAACGACAAGACGAUUCUCGAGCAACUUUUAUCUCACAAGUCGGUAUCAGAAGACCUUGAAAAAUAUGCCUCUGGGAUAGAGUCCGUCAGGAAAAUCCAGAGUCCCGAAAUUUGUGGCCGAUUCGAGUUUGACGAGCUGUUACGUCUUAUCCAGAACGAGCAUGAAGCUAAAUACAUGAGGUGCGGCAUGUGCGGAGAGGCAUCCAUGAAGUUCUUGAAGUUGGAGUGUGGUCAUGUACACUGCUCGCAUUGCUUUGACACCGCCAAGAAGUGGCAAAGAAAGAAACCUCGAGUUGCAGCCUCUGCGGAAUGUGGUGUGGAAGGGUGCACUAUGCAUUUGAAGACAGCGGAAAUGGUUCAAACGAUGGCUACAGCUGUUCAACAGUACUAUGAUGCCGAGACUCGGCAACCACCUGCUGCUGAUAGCAACCGGGUCUCGUUGACUAGAAGCCCCGAUAGCAUAGGAUGUCUAGUUGCAGGCCAACUAAUUCCUCGCAUCCCCAAAACGCCGAGUUCCAAACUGCUGGUGGCCAUGAUUGUGCUGUCCAGCUGGCUGCUCGAUUUCCCAAACGACAAGAUACUUGUAUUCACCCAGUUCAUCACAACAGCGCAAGUCUUGGGACAAAUGCUUGGGAAUCAGAAAAUCCCCUUUCUGUACUUUUACGGAUGCAUGAGCGAAGGUGCCAGAAAUAGGGCACUGCAAGAUAUCGGAGGGGAUGCAACCAAGAGAGUCAUGCUCAUAAGUUUGAAAAGCGGGGGCCAGUCUCUCAACAUCACCUCUGCCAACAGAGUCAUCAUCAUAGACCCCUGGUGGAACGUCACGGCUGAAGAGCAAGCCAUUGGCCGCGUUCACCGAACAGGCCAGGAAAAGGUGUGCCAGGUCGUGCGGAUUCGAAGCUUGGCGGAUAUGGACGAGAAACUGCACGACAUGCAACUGGCCAAGAGCGAAGAGGUGGACUAUGCGCUUCAAGACGACCACCACACGCCACGGGCUCUGGUCAGUGAGGCUGAGCAAGCGGAGCUGUACCGCUUUACGCAGGGAAGGAGGCGUGCGAAUCGCGGCGGCAGGGCAGGUCAGAAGCGAGCCCAGACUAAACGCCGGGUUGGGGAACCGAGGCAGGCAGCGCGGUGA